CACUAUUUUGACAUUUUAUUUUAGUCAAUCAGCCAUUUUACCUCCAUACACUUCAGUGCGAUUAUUCCAUUAUUAUGGCAGCGAUUUUAAGCCAUAGCGUACGCCGUUAUUUAGCCACAACGGCUGCAAAAAAUGCUGUUCGCGUGGAAGGCCCAUCGGCGGUUUCGGGAGGACAUGAAGGUGGAUUCAAGAUGUGGCGUAGCUUAUCUUUCUUCGUAGCUUUCCCGGCGAUUGCUUUAUGCGGAGUUAAUUGUUAUAUUACCCACGAACACCUUGAUGCUCCCGAGUUCGUUAAAUACGAUCAUUUACGUCUACGUUCGAAGAGAUUCCCGUGGGGCGAUGGACAAAAAUCUUUAUUCCAUAAUCCCCACACCAACGCAUUACCGGAUGGUUAUGAACAUUAAAUUGCAUUGAUGUGGUUAGAAAACAACAUAGAAAGUUUUGUAUAUUGUUAAGUUGAUUGAUUUAAUUAAAUAAAUUAAAUACUAGAUGUAA
Molecule: messenger RNA, 495 nt
Organism: Onthophagus taurus
Lineage: Eukaryota; Metazoa; Arthropoda; Insecta; Coleoptera; Scarabaeidae
Product: cytochrome c oxidase subunit 6A2, mitochondrial-like
Biological process (GO): mitochondrial electron transport, cytochrome c to oxygen
Cellular component (GO): respiratory chain complex IV; mitochondrial inner membrane
Molecular function (GO): enzyme regulator activity
Source: RefSeq, a predicted model, not a curated record